This is a messenger RNA of Xenopus tropicalis (tropical clawed frog), 1429 nucleotides long. RefSeq names its product FKBP prolyl isomerase 14 (gene fkbp14). NCBI's taxonomy places the organism in Eukaryota, Metazoa, Chordata, Amphibia, Anura, Pipidae. Gene Ontology annotation, cellular component: endoplasmic reticulum. The coding region runs from base 172 to 792 and encodes 206 amino acids. The transcript is spliced from 4 exons. The record is from RefSeq and is a predicted model, not a curated record. Gene Ontology annotation, molecular function: peptidyl-prolyl cis-trans isomerase activity; calcium ion binding; isomerase activity.
CUUUGCCUUAAAGGGCCAGCAGGUGAAAAGUGGAUUUACGUUGCCACGUCUUUUGGUUCUGGGGUGUAAAUGGUGCAAUGGGCACAGCUGUGUGAGUGGCUAGACUGCCCCUGGAUAUUCCUGCACUGCUCCAGCUAGUUCAUGAACUACAUGGUUAAUUAAAUAGCAACGAUGCUUGUGAUAGUAGCGGUGCUGCUUGCCUGUGCCAGUGGGGCGCUUAUCCCUGAGCCGGAGGUGCAGAUCCAGGUCUUGGAGAAACCAUUCAUCUGCCGGAGGAAAAGUAAGAACGGCGAUCUGUUGCUGGUCCAUGCGGAGGGAUUCCUGGAGAAGAACGGGUCGCGCUUUCACUCAACUUACAAGGAAAACAAUGGGCAGCCUGUUUGGUUUACACUUGGAAUUAGAGAAGUUAUUAAAGGAUGGGAUAAAGGUCUCCAGGACAUGUGUGUUGGAGAGAAAAGAAAACUGAUUGUGCCCCCAGCUCUUGCUUAUGGAAAAGAAGGGAAAGGAAAAAUCCCUCCAGAAAGUACGCUUAUUUUUAAUAUUGACCUUAUGGAAAUUAGAAAUGGGCCAAGAUCUCACGAGUCAUUCCAAGAAAUGGACCUUAAUGAUGACUGGAAAUUGUCCAAAGAAGAGGUAAAGGCUUACUUGAAAAAUGAAUUUGGUAAGCACGGGGGUAAUGUGAAUGACACCGAUCAUGAAGUUUUAGUUGAAAGCAUAUUUGAAAAAGAAGAUGAAGACAAUGAUGGAUUUAUAUCUGCAAGAGAAUUUACAUAUGUUCAUGAUGAGCUUUAGGUAUAGGCUUUCCAUAUUAGGGUUGGUCAGACAGUACAUGACAAUAUGCAAUACUUGUGUUUAUAUAUAAAAAAAAAAAAAAAAAAUUGGUAGAGAACCCAAGCCUGAUAUUUCUAGUGCCUAUGAGUUACUUGACAGUGAAAGUUUACAAAUUGUAUAGGUUGGAGCAACGACCAUAUCAUAGGGGGUUUGGUUGAUGAUGGUAGCUGUACAUUGCCACCUUGUGUUGAUGUGCCCAUAGGCUGAACCAGUAAUUCCAUUCCAUUUAUCAAUCUGCCCUUCACACAAACAACUUAUUUAAAGUCUUUUACAUGAUCAUGUCUCAGCGUAUGUCCAGUUUUGCUCAGUUGUUUAAAUGCCUGUUUAAAUUUUUUUUUUUAUUAACAAUGUUACUAACCAUUUAGAAGCCGACCACAUUUUUUAAGAUAUUUAAUGAACUUGUAAAGGUGAAAAAAUAAAAUGUAUAGGCUUGUUUUACAUUUUUGACUAAAACCUUUUAUAAUAAAAUGGAGCCCAAGGAAAUAUUUUAAAAUUCUAGACCUCAUUUUGUUACCAGAAAGCUCAGGGCUAUUGAAUUCUCUGAAAUCCUAAUGUGUGCAUACUAGAAUACCUAAUAAUAAAAUUGCCUAUUUGGAAA